This is a messenger RNA of Lachancea dasiensis, 816 nucleotides long. The record is from the annotation of a GenBank genome assembly. Lineage: Eukaryota; Fungi; Ascomycota; Saccharomycetes; Saccharomycetales; Saccharomycetaceae.
AUGGAUCCAAGUUCUGCUCUAGAGCAGACUACGCUCGACAUAUCAAACUUGCAGUCUGAGUUCAAGUACCUCUUGGAUGAGAUUGCCGGCGCAGACUUGAAGAUAUAUGAUCAUCGCAAGAAAUACAUUCAACUGGACUCCCAAGUACAGAAAUUCUACAAGCAGCAUGGUUCAUUGACGGAAAAUCCGCGUGAAGUGGAACUGUCAGGAAAAAUAUAUGGUGAGAUACAGACUUGUCGAGACUUGCAACAGAACAAAUGCGUACUAGCCAAUACAGCGUUAUUUCUGGUAACCAAGCAUCUGAAUAAACUUUCGGAGACAAUAAAGACACUAGAGGAGGAAGGAUCAUUGGCUCCACUUGAAAACGAGGAAAAGGAAGCAGAAAGCGGAGGUGAAUCGCGAGAGGGCUCAGUUCUUUCAGGAUCUGGCGAAGGGCGCCGUAGAAAAAAUGCCACACCUGGACCGGGUUCCAGUGCAACGAGGCGAAAGCGUAGGGGGGAAGGCACUCCUCAGGGCCGCAACAAGGACUCUACACCUCUUGGAAGUGGAUCUGCAGACCCUAACUUCGACCUACAAGACUACAACGAUGACUUGUUCUCAGGCUACAAUCAAGCGGAGGAGGAUGACAAGCAGCUUUAUUGUUUUUGUCAGAGCGUUUCAUAUGGUGAAAUGGUUGCUUGCGACGGCCCACAUUGCAAGUUUGAAUGGUUCCACUACACUUGCGUCAAUCUGAAAGAACCUCCGAAGGGCUCCUGGUAUUGUCCCGAUUGCAGGCAAGAGCUUGCCAAUAGCCGGUUGAAGAAACGCAAGCUGUAG